AUGCCAGACCCAGCAUCAGCCCUACAAACCGCCUCUUCCCUCUCCCCCUUCCCCCUCAAAGGCCUAGCCGUAACCCUUGAACCCAUCACCCCGCAACACAUCCCCUCGCUCUUCCGCGGCCUCAACUUCCCCAAAAACAACCCGAUAAUUGACUACAUCGCCAACUUCCCCUACAUCCAAACGGAAUCCGACCUCGCCACCCACAUCGCCAGCACACUCUCCCAAAACCCGUCGCUAACCAUCCUCGCCCUGCGCGCAAAUCCCCACGUCCUGAACCCGCCCUUCCCUCCCACCCUAACGCCCACAACGGCCUCAGAUUCCCACACCGCUGUCUUGGGAAUUCUAGGAUACAGAACCCACCCACCCAGCCGCACCAUCCAACUCGACGACUCCGUCUUCGCGCCAGAACUCCAGCGCACCUAUGCCUCCACCGAAGCGCAUUACCUGCAAUUGGUGCAUCUCUUCGAGCACCAAGACUUCACGUGUGCGCGCGUGUGGCUCAAGUCGCAUGCGAUGAAUGUCCAACCCCGCGCGCAUACGGAGCGCUUGGGGUAUGUAUUUGAGGGGACGAUGCGCAAGGAUAAUGUGAGUCGGUGGGGCACGCCGCGGGACUCGGAUGUGCUGAGUAUGUUGGAUGACGAGUGGAAGGGUAAUAAGGUCGUGGUGGGGCGGUGGCUGGAUAAGGGGAAUUUUGGGGAGGAUGGGGAGCAGGUCAAGUCUAUGGGUGAGGUGAGGAGGGAGGUGGAGGAGGAGAGGAAGAGAGAGGAGAAGGUGAAGAGCUUGCUCUAG
This is a messenger RNA of Aspergillus costaricaensis CBS 115574, 789 nucleotides long. Its product is annotated as GNAT family N-acetyltransferase. Lineage: Eukaryota; Fungi; Ascomycota; Eurotiomycetes; Eurotiales; Aspergillaceae. Bases 1 to 789 code for a protein of 262 amino acids. The transcript has 2 exons. Gene Ontology annotation, molecular function: protein N-terminal-serine acetyltransferase activity; protein-N-terminal-alanine acetyltransferase activity. The record is from RefSeq and is a predicted model, not a curated record.